Molecule: messenger RNA, 1155 nt
Organism: Mucor velutinosus
Lineage: Eukaryota; Fungi; Mucoromycota; Mucoromycetes; Mucorales; Mucoraceae
Exons: 3
Coding region: 1-1155 (384 amino acids)
Source: RefSeq, a predicted model, not a curated record
AUGGGAAAUCAAGCGAGCAAAGUACUUGCCGCCAACAAAAAGAAGAAAAGCGACAUUGCAUCGCAGAAAUCAUCGCAUUCACAGGGCAACUACGAUUGGUUGGACCACGACCCUCAUGCUUCGAAAGAGAAUCCAUCACUGAAUGCUGCUGUCUCUGCUGCUGUAGCCAUCCAGCAAAAGAAGCAACAACAGAAACAACAACAACAGCAGCAGCAGCAGCAACAGCAGCAGAGCUCAUCUGCACCAGCCAUUGUCAACAACACGAGACGCAAAUCCAUCUCAGAAUUCUUUGCCAGAAGAAAGCAGAGUCUAGUAAGCUUGCAUCCGACCAUUGUAGAGGAAGACGCAAAGGAGUACGACAGAUUACAGCGACAACAUUACUUGUUAAAGAGCACUCGAAAGGGAAAUACGUGGGCACCUAUUGAUUCGCCCAAAGUCAUUGUGGAGGCGGGUACUGCAAAUGGCAUUUGGGCGUUGGAAAUGGCAGCACAAUAUAAGGAUUGUCAGGUACUCGGUUUAGAUUUAAAACCACCAGCCUUUCAGCAUGGAAAUCCAACUAAUUUACACUACAACCGAACUAAUAUAAAUGAACCAUGGCCAAUGGCAGAUGCUACUGUUGAUUUUGUAUUCCAGCGCAACAUGUAUUUGCAUAUUCAAAAAGAUCAAUGGCCCAAAGUAGUGUAUGAGAUGUUUCGUGUAUUGAAGCCAGGUGGAUACAUUGAAUUGAUUGAAGCAGACAUGUGGCAUCACAACCCAGGCCCUGUCCAAAUUGCGUUCCAGAACUUUUACAAAGAUCAAUGCCAACUAUUAGACCUUGAUCUGGAGAUUGCGGACACUUUGGAUGCUACUAUUGUCGAGAAUGGAUUUGAACUAGUGGAAAAACGAGCCUUGGAUAUUCCCAUUGGCGAGUGGGCUACUGACCCUGAAUUGAAGCAAUAUGGAUUCAUCAACAAGGAAAUCCAAAAAGCAUUGCUCAAGAACAAAAAGGCAACCUAUGUUCCCAAGUGGGGCAUCUCGCCUGCUGAUUAUGAUUUAGCCGUGUCUGAGGUCCUCGAUGAAUUUGAGCAAUUUAAAAGCUUUUCUCGUUUCAAUGUUUGGAUUGCACGAAAGCCACUUGCUGCCGCCUCUGAAUCUACCAUACUUACUGCUGCGUGA